UUGAGGGCGAAGAGUGUUUGUCUGACGCAACAUCCGAGGUCCCAACAUGCUCGGAACACACGUAGCGCUGAUUCCUUACGUUGUCGAUUUUCCGAUAAACAAUACUUUCAUAAACAGCCUUCAUCUGGUCAAAUCAAACGACCCCCUAAAGUCAGUAACGUCGUUGUCAAGGGACAGAAAAGGAAAGUCAUCGAAAAAAUACCGUACAAUGUAUCUAUUCAAAAUUUAUCUAUACCUAUUUACGCUGACAACCCUGAUUCCAAACAUUCAACCUCCGAUAUUAAUAAUGUUAAGCAUCCGACAAAAUUAAUCGAUAAUAGAAAUAAGUAUUCUAAUCUUAAACAGGCGGGUGAGAAGAAACUGUGUCACACUGUAUGCAGGAAAGAGACGGAAAACAAGCUGCUGUUGCAGAUAAGUGAAGCCGAACAAGUUACAGACUUUGAAAGGAUUCUUAAUUCUAAUGCAAUACUGUGGCAGCGCGCCCGCGGGCUCGUGUGGCGAGGAAGCGUUGCCGCUCACUCUCCUUCAGCUUCUUUGCUUCCAAGACCACGGUCUCUUUACUCACUGAGAACCGUCAGUCAGGCUUAUCAGAAACUAUUUCGUCAGCACGAGGAAUCUCUCCAACAGCUCAUCGAUAAAUACCGGCAAGAAACUGCCGAUGAACGUAACAAAGCAACCACGAGCUUACUAGAAAACAAUUGGUACGAAAAUCUUCAAGGACUGUCGGAGUUUUAUGAAGACGAUCAAUUAUUACAGAAAGAAAUCGCGACGAUCACUGAUCGUAUAAUAGCGGAGGAAAUUCGUGGAACAAAUGAACAAACAACAACCAGAAGCAACUUUAGCGUUAACUUGGCUGGUUUGAUAGAUUUACAGGUGAACGGGGAAGGUGUAUCACCCACCUUCCGCGACGACCUCGGUCCUUCUCCGGAUGUGGAGCGCGAAGGUUGUGACGAUAAGGAAUGGCCGGCUCCGAGUAUGAGCGCAAACUCCGAUAAAAGAUAUUUACAGAACGUAUCGGACCUCGACUGUCUGGUGGAAAAUUUGAACACAAUCCAGAUCGUUAGCGAUGCAAAUGUACCGACAAUAACGUUCAGCAAUUGUUGUGAGGCUCGCUCUCAACUGGACGUUCCUAACAAUACAGAAGUCGUCAUUCAUCUCACCGUACCUUCUAUUGAUAGCAUUCAAGAGGCGCGGCCGCCUAUGAUGUGA
This is a messenger RNA of Danaus chrysippus (African queen), 1209 nucleotides long. The record is from the annotation of a GenBank genome assembly. Lineage: Eukaryota; Metazoa; Arthropoda; Insecta; Lepidoptera; Nymphalidae.